GCCAAUAGCUAUAUACCCCAAUUGUGUGUGAAGAUAAGAUAAGAUAAGUAAGAAGCUUUUGCUGUUUGACGACUUUAAAACACAAUUUUCUUUACGAAAAUGGAAGAUAUCACCUCUAAACGUAGAAAAUUAGUUAUAAUGAGGCAUGCUGAGAGAGUCGACUUCACAUUCGGCAACUGGAUGGAACCAGCAUUUGAUGAACAUGGCAAUUAUAUUAGAUUCAAUUUAAACAUGCCUGUUUCUGUGCCCAAACGUAAUCCAAUGGAUUUUCAACGAGAUUGUCCUUUAACACGCAUUGGAACCUUUCAAGCUACCAUUACAGGAGAAAGCAUGAAAGAGCAUGGACUUUCUUUUUCACACGUAUUUUGCUCACCAUCUUUGAGGUGUAUCCAAACCUGUUCUGAUGUUUUAAAAGCUUCAAAUCAAAGCCAUUUGCCAAUCAAUAUAGAGCCAGCCCUUUUUGAAUGGUGUGGUUGGUAUAAGGACAUUUUCCCAGAAUUUUUGGGUUUAGAAGAUAUGAAAGCUAAUGACUAUAAUGUGGCCCUUGACUAUAAGCCUGUUGUUUCUGUUGAUGAUCUUCGACUAGGUAUUAAUGAGACUAGUGAGGAAUUUUACAUGAGGAGCUUUUUGACUACUAAGACGCUGUUAGAUACCUAUGAUGGGGAUCUUCUGUUUGUGGGUCAUGCCGCAACCUUGGAUACAUGUAGCCGACAGUUAAUUGGUAAGAUGCCAAGAAACAAUGACGAAGUUCAACGCCUUAUGCAUCAUAUUAUGUAUGCUGCUGUUGCUAUUGUUGAAAAAGAUUCUGAAAAUGUAUGGGAGUUAGUUGACCCACCUUUUCCUGCCCUCAAACAUACCUCCAAUGCUAGUUUUAAUUGGAAAGUGUUCUUAUAACACAAACUGAUUGCAUUUAAAUGUUCGCUUAUUUAUUGUUGCUUCACUAUUUAUCUGUACAGUCGAGUCCCGACUUACGCGAGGGAUGCGUUCCAAGACUCCUCGCGUAAGUCGAAAUUUCGCGUUGUGGAAAAAUAUAUGCAUACAAAUUUUUUAAAGCAUACCAAAUACUUUUAGACACUUACAAACAUCCUUCAAACUGCUCUAAAGCAUUCUUUAACCAUACACUACAGUUUCUUGCAUAAAGAAUUGAACAUUUACUGUAUUUAAAAAAAAAAAAACUGUUAUUCAAAAUGAAAUACUUUAAGAUGAACAAAAUUAAUGACCAAUGGGAAUGAAAGACAUAAAAUAAAAAAACACGGUACACACAGCAUGUAGUAAAAUUUAAAUGAUGCACUAUAAUAGUACAGUAGAUACAGUAAUUAUAUUUAACAGUUAAAAAAUGAAGACAGUGAAUAUUUAUGCUCCAUGAUCAGAUCGUUAUUCUUAUCUAAUACAUUUUUAAAUACUGUAACGGAUCCGGUGCGACUUCCAACUUUCUUGAAAGGACGACACAGUUCUUGAUAAAAACACAGGAGCUUUAUUUACACUAUGUACAGAAGAAAUCGUUAACAACUGCUAAAUUAAUCAUCAGCAAUUAAGCAAAUAUCGCUCCACACCGUAAACUCAACGGUUACACACGUAUUUACUUCCAAAUACGAAAAACAACACAGCGAAAUGCCUCGCAAUAAACAGAGCGAAUACACUCUCAGUUCGAAUUCUCAAUCGAAACUAACUUUUUAUCAGCGUAACGGCUUAUAUACACACCGAA
Uloborus diversus is the source of this 1705-nucleotide messenger RNA. It is a transcript of the gene Epp, whose product is annotated as ecdysteroid-phosphate phosphatase-like. The record is from RefSeq and is a predicted model, not a curated record. Lineage: Eukaryota; Metazoa; Arthropoda; Arachnida; Araneae; Uloboridae. The transcript has 5 exons. Bases 100 to 894 code for a protein of 264 amino acids.